AUAACCUUCCAUAUACUGUCUUACCCGAUUUGACUUGCCUCUUAUUUCAGCAUGGAUUGGUUCCUUGGCAUACGGCCUUUCGAUGACCUUCAGUCCAGUUACUAGUCAACUGCUUAACCGAUAUAGCUAUAGCAGGGUUAUGAUGGCCGGAGGUUUAUUUUGCAUGCUCUCACUUAUUGUGUCGUCAUUUGUAUCCUCCGUGGUCCUGUUGUACCUUACUUUCUCCGUGUUUUACGGUAUCGGAACGUGCAUGUGUACGGCACCAACAAUGACUAUUACCCCGGAGUACUUCGACAAAUACAUGAGUAUAGCAACUGGCAUAACAGUGUCGGGCAGUAGUUUUGGAACACUCAUUAUGGGACCACUGUCACAGAUUAUUAUCGAAAAGGCCGGUUGGAGGGCUGCGUUUCGUAUCUAUGCCGGCUUUAUAGUUAUAACUAUUAUACUAAACUCACAAAUCAAGGCUCCCCCAACGAUAGCGAAAAGGAAAGCAGAAGGCCGCAGCUUCAUCAAGGACCUUCAGAUCUGGAAAAGUAGAGUUUUUGUAAUUUGGACAAUCGCGAUCACUCUGGUCAUGUUUGGUUUCUACAUACCGUAUGUACAUCUGGUAUCUUACGCGGUAGAUCGAGGUAUAUCACCGGAUACGGCAUCCUUGCUGAUGAUGAUCCUUGGUGCUACUACUGCAAUAGGCCGUAUUAUGUUCGGAAAAAUCGUGCAGCUCGGGAUACUUAAUCGUCUACACAUGCACCAGUUGUCAAUGGUUGUGACCGGCACGGGGGUGAUGGUCCUGCCACUCAUCACGUCUUAUACAGGAAUAGUUUUAUAUGUAAUUACCGUUGGACUUGUGGAUGGUUGUUUUGUGGUUUUACUGCCGAUCAUGACAGCUUCACUGAUUGGAAUAGAGAAGAGUGUUGUAGCUUGGGGUUUUCUAAUAGGCACCUGUUCCGUAACCUUUACCCUCGGUCCGCCGGUCGCAGGUGCAUUGUACGAUGCGACUGGUUCAUACAACGUAGCAUUUCAUUGUGCGGGGAUACCGAUCGUGGCAGGGGCCGUGCUGUUGUUCCUUAUACCCUGGGCUCAGCGAACAUCUAGAGGCACAAAUGCUCUGAGCGCCCUGACAGAAAUAACUCUGCAAGCAUCUAGUCAAGAUGGCCCAAGUGGUGUCUAUCGUACGGAUAGCACGGGUACGAUUUGUGCAGAGGAGAAACUCGUGAACUCCGUGCAUAUCGGUUCCAUGUCCAAUGCAGCUGUACAGACAAUGGUUUCAUCUUCGAUCAUCAUGAGCUAUGCAGAUAAAUCCACAUCUACCGAAGAUGUCUCCAUACACCAGAUUUCACUAGAUGUGGCCGACGCUCUCUCCCAACUCAGUUACACUAGUCGUGUAUUUGACGACACAUUACUGCGAUCUCUGAGUAGUGGUCAAAGCCAUCAUGGAGGUUCGACAAGUUCUAACGAGAUACCUAAGAUUCCUCCUCCAUCUGAACCAGUCAGUUUUCAGCGAAAAGCAGACAACAGAACUGAAACAAAAGGAUCAUCUGUUCACUCAAUUUCUAGUCAACUAAGUUCUCAGAGUGGUCAGACAAAUGAACAGGGACCUCUUCAAAUAUCCAUUGCAUCUGAUUCUGUGAAGUCUGGACAGAGCUCAACACACCCAUUAACCGGUUCCAUACCUUCAGAACACGGUGCCUUAGGAACGACAGCGACUUCCGGCUCCAUUCACUCAGAACACAGCUUAUUCAAACCCACCGCCAUCUCCUCUCAAUCAGCUCAUACUGAAUCUGCAGAUGUCUCCAUCUCAUCUGCCAGUCAGUUGUUUGCCUUACCAAUCGAUCCAUUACAACCUACAAGACUAAAGCAGCCAAGCCCAAAACAGGGCUCGGUGAGUAGCAGCCAAUCCAUUGUAGGAGGGGAUCUUUCUAAGCAAUCAAGUAACUUUGACCAGACUAUUUCUGACCAAGUCAACAUGCUCAGGGACACUUUAAAAAGCCCCACUCCAUGUUCCAGUAAAAUGGAAGAAGCUGGAAAAACAGUUAGUUCCUUUAUAGGCAGUCGUCCAACAAGUCCAUACAUUUCAGGACAAGCUAAUGUUUCUACUUCAGGAAAUAUUACGUCCCCUUGUUCAAAUAAAUCUGGGGCAAAAUCUGAACAUUCCAACCCUUUCCUUCAACCUGAGCCUGGUCCCUCUAGAAGUGAGGCCAGUCGGCUUAUACAGGAAGCCAUGCAAGCUGAUGAUACAAAGUUAGGUGGAGACUCUAAACAAUCAAGCGAGACUGAUACACAGUUAGGCAAUAACGAAUUUGACCAUGAUAAUCAACUGACUGUUAUUCCAGCUACAAACCGAUUUGCAUCAAAGAAGUCUAGUCAGAGUGGUUCCAAACUAGAGGAAUUAUUCAAACCAAUUACAGAGGAGGAAAACAUCCAGAAAAAGUUAUCAUAUGAAGUGGUGAAUACAGAUUCUGGAGAUCAGGUACAACAAACACAGAGUCAAACUGGAGAGCUUGAUGUGUUUACCCAUUUAUUUCAAGAUGACGAGGCAUAAUAACAUGGAGGAAAGUAGCACCAGUCACAGCCACAGCAACUAUAAGAUUCACCAAAUAAGUCAACUGACACAACAUAUUACCACAGAGUUUGGAAUGAAUGCAUUAAAUAUUGUGUACACUUGUAAACAUUUCUUUCACACAGUAGCUUCCGCUACUGUUUGCAUGUGAAACAAAACUUAUAGAGGAACCGUACUUGUUGAACAUACUAAUAUGCUAUGUCAGAAAACAUUCUGAGUUUUAGUUUCAUGCCUGA
Messenger RNA from Mercenaria mercenaria, 2793 nucleotides. RefSeq lists its product as uncharacterized. The transcript has 6 exons. Lineage: Eukaryota; Metazoa; Mollusca; Bivalvia; Venerida; Veneridae. Gene Ontology annotation, biological process: transmembrane transport. The record is from RefSeq and is a predicted model, not a curated record. Gene Ontology annotation, molecular function: transmembrane transporter activity. The coding region runs from base 83 to 2539 and encodes 818 amino acids.